AUGAACAAGAAUUACCCGGGCCGCAUCACGUCCGCCCCCCUGACGCAGCAGGCGCGGGGGAUGUCGCUGCGCACCAGCGCAUCGCCGAGCUUCCUGGACCGCGCACAGUCUGGUAGCACAGGUACAGGCGCUAGCGCGCAGCAGCCGCACCACCACGGCACCCUGCCUCGUGCGCCGCGGGCGAAGCCGACUACCUCGGUACAGGCCCCCGCUCCAGCACCCCCACCACCCAAGGAGGAGAUGGAGGAGGAACGUAGCGACGCUGCUGAAGCCGCCUCGUCCGAGGUCUCCUACCCGGAAGACCGCGUCUACAACGUGGAGGACUUCAUCAAGCUGCGCAGGUGUCAGACGCAGGUGCCGCGAGAGGUGAUGGAAUAUGCGCGUGCUAUGUGGAAGGAAAUGCCGGAGAAUAUGGACGACAUGGAGAAUAACUCCCUACGCGACAACCUCUUUCGCGAGCAGAACGCCUCGACGAUGUCGAAGGUGAUGACAGACCGGAGGAUCAACAACGAGGUGCUGGGCAUCCUCGGCAAGGUCACGGCGUCGAACCUAGAGAAGAUGAAGAAAGAGCUGACCGACCUCCCCAUCCGGCAGUCUACCAAGGAAGAGAUCGAUGAGGUCAUCAAGGUAUUCUUUAACAAGUCAACCAAGCCGGAGGAUAGCUGCUACACGAACCUGUACGUGCAGCUCAUCGCGCACCUCAUCUCCUCCAUCGGCGAGCGCGAGGAGGCCGGCCGCAUGAUCCGCAACGAGGUGCUUCGUCAGUGCCGAUCCACGUUCAUGAACUCUGGGGCAGAUGCGGUGGAGCUUGAGAAGCGGAUGGCGACCAUGUCACCAGAGGAUGCCGAGAUGGAGCGCAUACAAUUCUCGGGCAAGCAGAAGGCAAACAUUCAGUUCCUUGGGCUAAUGUUCAAGAGCCGGCUGGUCCGCCAGAAGGUUGUGCACGCCGUGUUGGACUCGCUGCUCUACGGACCUGGCCACCGCCGCCACAUCCCAACCGACUACAGCCUCAUCCACUUCAUGGAGUUGCUGCAGGUGUGCGGUCCUCAUCUCGAUGCCGCUUUCUACGAGGACCCGCUCCCGCGCUACCGUGAGACGAUCACUGAGCUGAGCAUCUCACACCCACAGAAGCGCAUCCAGUUCCUGCUACAGAACUUCCUCGAGACGAUGAACAACAAUUGGGUCCCGCUGCACGGCCCCGGCGCACGCCGCACCGAGGGUGGCGGCAACGCCGCGCAGAACAGCACCAACAACAACGGUGCUGGAGCGCUGGCGAAUACCAACGGUCGCGGCGGAAACGUGUCCGCCAUGCCACCGGUGCCCGUGCCGGCCCAGGAGGCGCAGCCCAGGGUCCCUGACUAUGAGGAGUUCUCAAAGGUGAUGGAUGACUUCUUCAUGAGCAGCUCCGUCGACGAGAUCGUCUCCAUCAUGUCGUCGAUUCCCCCUGAAGUGGUCGUGGUGUACUGCGCCAAGUGGCUUGGCCGGUACAUUAAUACAUACAAGUACACGGCAGAGCGCACCCGCCUCGGUGAGCUGUUCGAGACCUUAAUGAAGAAGGGCGCCCUCACCAUGGGGCAGGCGCAGGAGGCGCUGCUGCAGCACGUGCAGAAGUCAGCAGAGGAGGAACUUUUCACAGACAUCCCAAAGUACUUCGUUCACUGGGCCUCGCUCAUCCGGCACGGCCACAGCGUGUUUCCGUACUCGCUUCACACGAAGGUACUGAACAUGCUCGUAGAUAAUCACGUGAGCAUCGAGGUAAUUGCCAACAUGGUGCGCGAUGUGGAGGCUGACACAAAGCCUGACCAGUUGAAGGACCUGAAACCCCAGGACCGCUUCCGCGUGCUGCAAGCGCUUCUGCGCUACACCCCACCCAUGUUCGCUCACGAUUCGGACGACGACCAGCAGCAAAAGCUAACUGUGCUAGAUGUGGUUGGCACCAUCGACCCCGAGGUCACGUACUUUAAUGAGCUCUGCACCUCGUACGAUGACGACAACUUUCACGCAAGUCCGGCCCUGAGCGACAUGCAGAAGCACAGCCCGUUUCUCUGCGCCUCGGCCUUCUUCACGUUUGUCCGAUACGACGUGAACUUCCUGUGCUCCCAGUAUAAAGAGUUGCUGCGCAAGAUCUUUACUGCACGCCCAGCUGACACGCUGCUCGUGGAGGUGUACCUGCAGUGGAAGAGCCUCGGGUGCUCACACCGGUUCCUCUUUGCCUUCAUCCGCAAGGUCCUAGAUGUUGUAAACAACCGCCUAGACGUGCUGAACAAGCUUGCUGCACAGCUGCGCACUACCUUCAAGGAGGACAUGCUUGUCUCACUGAUGGAGGACGCAAUCAAGGAGCGGAAGUGA
This is a messenger RNA of Leishmania braziliensis MHOM/BR/75/M2904, 2349 nucleotides long. RefSeq lists its product as hypothetical. NCBI's taxonomy places the organism in Eukaryota, Euglenozoa, Kinetoplastea, Trypanosomatida, Trypanosomatidae. The transcript has a single exon. Gene Ontology annotation, cellular component: eukaryotic translation initiation factor 4F complex. Gene Ontology annotation, molecular function: protein binding; translation initiation factor activity; mRNA binding. The record is from RefSeq and is a predicted model, not a curated record. Bases 1 to 2349 code for a protein of 782 amino acids.